AUGAAUCAAGUAGCACCAAAGUGGUAUCAACCAGAAGACGCAGCAGUCCCAAAACAAACCAGGAAAACUGCUCGUCCACAGAAAUUACGUGCUUCAUUGGUUCCAGGUACAGUGUUGAUCUUGUUAGCAGGUAGAUUUAGAGGAAAAAGAGUUGUAUACUUGAAAAACUUGGAAGACAACACCUUAUUGGUAUCAGGUCCAUUCAAAGUCAACGGUGUUCCAUUAAGAAGAGUUAAUGCCAGAUAUGUCAUUGCCACCUCCACCAAGAUAAACGUUGAAGGUGUUGACGUUUCAAAGUUCAAUGUAGGAUACUUUGCCAGAGAACAAAAACCAAAAUCAAAGAAAUCCGAAGCUGAAUUAUUCGAUGAAACCCCAGCUAAGAAGGAAAUCAAAGGUGAAAGAGUUGCCGACCAAAAAUCAGUUGAUGCUGCUUUAUUGGCUGAGAUCAAGAAAACCCCAUUAUUGAAACAAUACUUGGCCGCUUCAUUCUCAUUAAAGAAGGGUGACAGACCUCACUUGUUAAAAUUUUAA
Molecule: messenger RNA, 531 nt
Organism: Lodderomyces oxycetoniae
Lineage: Eukaryota; Fungi; Ascomycota; Pichiomycetes; Serinales; Debaryomycetaceae
Gene: RPL6
Product: 60S ribosomal protein eL6
Exons: 2
Coding region: 1-531 (176 amino acids)
Biological process (GO): cytoplasmic translation; ribosomal large subunit assembly
Cellular component (GO): cytosolic large ribosomal subunit; ribosome
Molecular function (GO): RNA binding; structural constituent of ribosome
Source: RefSeq, a predicted model, not a curated record